GCAUCUUCAGAGUGGGCACCCGGCUGUGACAGCUUGCAGCUUCACAACCAGGUACCCACUGCGCAUGCGUGAGUAGCGCUGCGCUUCAUGAAUGGUCCUGUAGUCUUCUGGGACCUGCCACAUGUCCCAAAAGACUACGGGGAGGGAGGGAGGACACCUUCCGCUUCUGAUCGCCUAGGCGAUCGGACCGGAAGUGGGAGCGGGUAUCUGUCAAAUUCGGGUACCCUCCCCCCAAAGGUGCCAAUCCUUAACCUCCCUAGUGGGGAGCAGUCCUUAAAGCUGAACUUCCCCUUUUGGGUGGAGCUCUGC
Molecule: messenger RNA, 309 nt
Organism: Staurois parvus
Lineage: Eukaryota; Metazoa; Chordata; Amphibia; Anura; Ranidae
Source: the annotation of a GenBank genome assembly